This is a messenger RNA of Eurytemora carolleeae, 1057 nucleotides long. Its product is annotated as beta-TrCP. The transcript has 17 exons. Lineage: Eukaryota; Metazoa; Arthropoda; Copepoda; Calanoida; Temoridae. The record is from RefSeq and is a predicted model, not a curated record. Gene Ontology annotation, molecular function: protein binding. The coding region runs from base 86 to 928 and encodes 280 amino acids.
UAAUUUUAAUGCUUUAUCUCUGUUUGGAUCCAUCAAUGGCAUUCACCGCCCUGGAGUCAAGGCCCCAGUAUCAAGAGAAGGUGAUAUGCUAUCCAACGAUGGUCUGCUAGUGUUAUUUAAGCUGAUAAAUACAGGACAUUAUCCAACUAUUAUUGACAGAAUUUUGAUGAAUUUGGAUGGAAUAACACUAUCAAGCCUUGAGCUGGGUAGCACUCAACUUCAAGCUAUAAUUCAGGACAUGUUCUGGAGAAACAAGAGAAGACUGGAACUUCAUUGGGAUUCAUGGCUUCCAACUAGAACUCGGUUAGAAUGUGGAGUUCAAAUUAGUUCUCUGGCACAGUUUAAUCUUGAAAUAUUUUGCGGAUUAAAGUCUGGAAAAGUACAGAUUUAUGACUCAAACCUAAUUCUUGAGACAACAUUGGAGUUUCACAGCAGAGAGGUUCUGGGAAUAUCUAGUAAUGGUGAUGUUCUCGUGAGUGUUGGAAGAGAUUCACAGCUUUGUGUUUGGAGUUUCAAAAGAAAGAAUCAGCGACAUCUUUCCAUAACUCUUCCUCAUCAGCCACUAUGCGUCAAAUUACAAGGUGAGCUAGUGUUUGUUGGACUUGAGUCUGGAGGAAUCCUUGUUUUUCAACAUCUUACCUCUACCCAUCUUGUCCAUAAACAGGAACUUGUGGGACACACUCAAGCAGUUACUUGUUUGGAUGCUGAUACACUUUUCUUAAUUUCAGGCAGUCAGGAUAAUACUUUAAAGUUGUGGAGCAGGGCUGAUGGGAGAAAAAUAAAAGAUCUGACAGGUCAUGUUUCAAAGAUUACAACAGUGCGGAUGAUUUACCCAACAGCAAUAAGUGGAUCCCGAGGUGCUGAAAGAUGUAUUCGAAUAUGGAAUGUGCAGGCAGGCUGGUGUAUGUUUAAGAGUGCUGAAAACUGAGAAUAAUGUCAGAUCGAUAGAUUUUAAUAUGAAAAGAAUUGUAUCAGGAGAUGACGAUGGAUAUUUGGUAUUUUGGAAUCUAGAAAACUGUCUAGAUCUAGGAUCUAGUCAUUCUCUUCUAUCCUACAG